AUGCCCAGCAAAUUACUCUUCAAAGGCGACAAGCCAAAGAAGAAGAAGCGGACGCACAAGGAGACCGAGGAUGAUGGGGACGAUCUGGCAAUUAUGGCCGCUGGGGAUCCGCGGGGAUGGGUUUUCCCGGAGGACAUACUAGAGAUCAACGGUCCGAGCUACAUCAUCCUUCCUACCGAACCGCUCAGCUGUCUUGCAUGGCAUCCUGCUGCUCAAAAAGUAUACGCCGCACCAAUAGACCUCCCUCAAGCCCCAGAAGGUCAUGACGAGCUCUCCACCGCUGAGAUCCUGUCAACUCUGGAACCGACCGAUGUGAAUACCGUAUGGGUCGUCAGUCGCUUGAGCGGGAGCGAGGACGUCAUCAGUUUGCGGAGUAGCUCCGGGACCUUCCUCUCUGCCCCGCCAUCCGGCGUCUUAUCAGCCACAACCCCCUCUCGCGGCCCACUCGAAGCUUUCGUCCCUCUCCUCACUCCCGCUUCUUCCUCCUCCGGCUCCUCAUCCUCAUCAAGCGCCUUCCCGACUCUCCACCUAAAAACAAAUUCCCUCACGUUCCUCUCUUCCUCCUCGGCCGCCGGUCUCGGAUCGAAGGUCGAAUUGCGUGCCGACGCAGAUACAGCCGGUGCUCAAGAAGGAUUGAGGAUCAAGUGUCAGCGCGAGUUUGUGCUGCGGGCGAGGUUGGAGAAGGAGGAUGCGAAGGGCGGGGAUGGCGGAUCGGGGAAGGUUAGGCGGAUGUUGGAUGGGGGUGCGAAAGCUGGGAGUUUGGAAGAUGAGAUGAAUAGGAAUCGCGAUGCUCAGACAUGGGGAGCUGGCCGAGUUGUGGUCUCCAAAGGGGACCGGAAAGAGGUCAAGAAGGCUCGAGCGGAGGGUAGAUUGGCAGAAGCGAUGCUGGACCGGAGAGCAGCGAUGAAGAGUGAUCGAUAUGCCAAAUAG
Molecule: messenger RNA, 930 nt
Organism: Dioszegia hungarica
Lineage: Eukaryota; Fungi; Basidiomycota; Tremellomycetes; Tremellales; Bulleribasidiaceae
Product: FRG1-like family-domain-containing protein
Exons: 6
Coding region: 1-930 (309 amino acids)
Cellular component (GO): striated muscle dense body; catalytic step 2 spliceosome; nucleolus
Molecular function (GO): actin filament binding
Source: RefSeq, a predicted model, not a curated record